Asparagus officinalis (garden asparagus) is the source of this 956-nucleotide messenger RNA. Its product is annotated as DNA-directed RNA polymerases II and IV subunit 5A-like. The transcript is spliced from 4 exons. Lineage: Eukaryota; Viridiplantae; Streptophyta; Magnoliopsida; Asparagales; Asparagaceae. The record is from RefSeq and is a predicted model, not a curated record. Bases 73 to 693 code for a protein of 206 amino acids. Gene Ontology annotation, cellular component: RNA polymerase I complex; RNA polymerase II, core complex; RNA polymerase III complex. Gene Ontology annotation, molecular function: DNA binding; DNA-directed RNA polymerase activity. Gene Ontology annotation, biological process: DNA-templated transcription.
UCUUCCCGAACCCUUAAACCCUAAAAGAAGCUCCCCCAACCGCCCAGGGUUUUCUUCCUCCAUCCGUCCGCAAUGGCGGCCUCCGAAGAGGAAGUAAAGCUCUUCCGCAUCCGCAAGAACAUCUUGGAGAUGCUCAGCGACCGCGGCUACGUCGUCGCCGACGAGGAGCUCUCCAUGGAUUUCAAGCAGUUCAGGGAUAAGUUCGGCGAAUCCUUCAAGCGCGAAGACCUCCUCAUAAACAAGUACAAGAGGGACAAUCCCUCUGAUCAGAUCUAUGUCUUCUUCCCCAACGAUCCAAAGGUUGGCGCAUCUCACAUCAAGCGGUAUGCUGAGCGGAUGAAGCAAGAUAGUGUCUUCAAGGCAAUUGUGGUCGUUCAACAAAUUAGUUCAUUUGCAAAAAAGGGUAUUCAAGAUCAAAGUUUCGCUCAGAAGUUCCGGGUGGAGAUUUUUCAGGAGGCAGAGUUGGUGGUUAACAUCAGCAAGCACAUGCUUGUUCCGCCGCAUCAAGUGCUCAGUGACAAUGAGAAGAAAGCGUUGUUGGAGCGGUACCAUCUGAAAGAAACUCAGCUUCCUCGAAUUCAACUCGAUGACCCAGUAGCAAGAUACCAUGGACUCCAACGUGGACAAGUCGUGAAGAUCAUUCGCCCUAGUGAUACUGCAGGCAGAUACAUUACCUACCGAUAUGUAGUAUGAGUGUCUUAUAUUUAUUUUGACUUUUAAACAUUUAUAGAUAUAUGCUUGACUUUUAGUUAUGGGUGAGGAUAUAACAUUUUUUUAAACUUGCUUAGGCUUGAAAAUCUCAAAUCCUUGUCACCAUCGAAAAGAUUUCCGGCUUGGGUUUGCUACCAUGUCCACUAUUUUUACUGUCCUUUUGCUGUGAUAGAGCAUGUCAUGUCACGUUUAAAUUCACUAGCAGUUAUAGGAUUACUUAUGAAACUUAUUUGUAGUUCAUGCUA